This is a messenger RNA of Penaeus indicus, 4478 nucleotides long. RefSeq names its product broad-complex core protein isoforms 1/2/3/4/5-like. Bases 29 to 655 code for a protein of 208 amino acids. The transcript has a single exon. The record is from RefSeq and is a predicted model, not a curated record. NCBI's taxonomy places the organism in Eukaryota, Metazoa, Arthropoda, Malacostraca, Decapoda, Penaeidae.
CUCCGCGACUCAGUGUUUGAGAAGCUAAAUGCUGCUUGUCGUUGCAGGCGGCCAGUUGUCUUCCACACCGCCGUCGUCGGUGUCUUCAAGCUUUGUCCCGCCCUUUACGUCUCCGCCGCCGCCGCCCCUCCCGCCCCCGCCAGCCUGCAGCAGCGCCGCCUCCAGCGUGGUCAUAGGCGCCGGCGGUGGAGGCGCCCUCACGACCACUGGGGCGAGUGGCGGCAGCCGAGAGGUGGUGGUGGCGAGCGUGGGCGGCUCUUCGGGCGGCGCUGGCGGGCGAGGGGCGAGCGGCGUGAGUGGCGCGUCGUGGGUGGGGGCGCAGUGCCCGAUCUGCUUCAAGGUGCUGCGGGACAAGUACAAGCUGAGGACGCACCUGGCGGACAUCCACUCCGCCGUGCAGCACGUGUUCACCUGCCCCGUGUGCAAUCGCGUGUACAAGACCAAGAACACGCUCACCAACCACAUCAGCCUCUCCCACCGCGGCUACAAGAAGCGGCGCCAGCACCACUACCACCAGCCCCACAUGCAGCCCCCGCCGCCGCCGCCGCCGCCGUCGCAGCUGGGACAGCAGCAGCAGGAGCAGCAGUCCCACCAGCAGAUACAGCAGCAGCAACUGGCGCUCAUUGAUCAGCAGGGAUCACACCAACCGCACUGAUGAUCAGUCACGUGACCCUCCUCCGCCGUGCCAGUCGUCCACAGAGUACAUACACACACGACGUCAGCGUGCUUCUGUAACCCACACCUCUGCCUUCGACGAUUACAGCAUAGAUCACGUAACAGCCCCCGCCGCGACAAAAGACCUUCUUGUACAUACUCCGGGACGCAGAUAUUGUUCAGAGUAGCAUUUAUGUUUCCUAGCAGUGGCUGGUGAAGAUGAGACCGAUGAAGAGUAGGAAAUAGCACCCAUGCGAUGUCUUCAUGUUAUUUUCACUUCAGCCAAAAGAUAAAAUGAGUGCAAAAGUGAUUUGAAUGGUUCGGUCUUAUCAUAUACAUAAUAUACUUUUUGUAGGGAGAUUUAAACAGAAACCUUACAAUAUACACGUCGUUGAUUAUGCAAUAAAUUAAACCUCAUUUCUAUAUAAAUUAAAAAAAAAGAAACGUCCUAUUUUAUAUACAGGCGAGCUAUAUGUGCCAAGUAAAGGAGAAGAAACUUCUCUUUCUUUUUGAAGGUGGCUUGAGGUCCUCCAAGGAGAGGCUGAGGCCCGGACUCGUGACUGAGGAAAAAGGUGAAGGGAAGGGAUGGUGAGGGGGGCGGGAGGGGUCUUCCUCCCCCUCCCCCCCUCUGACCGUCUCCCUCGCCCUCCAUUACCAACCUUUCAUGAACCGGACGGACUCAUCAAGUCAGUAUCAAAAUAUAUAUAUAUAUAAAAAAGCUGUACUUUCCCCAGUGUAUAUUUUAAGUCGUGUAUAGAAUAGAGAGUAUAUAUAUGCGUAUAUACACAACACAUAGAAGUUCCUAGACGUAAAUUUAAUGCAGUAACAACCACGUUCUGGGGACACUUCCAGGGAACGUGUCCCGCUGGUUGUUCGAUAGAUCUCUUCCCCGCCUUCCCCUGGGCGCGAUAUAUCAGUUGUAUACGAUUUUUUACUUAGUCACAAUAACUAAAAAUUAAAAAAACUACCGUAGGAUUAGUCUAUAGUGAUGAAACUAAAGGGUUUAUAUAUAUUUUACCGUUUAGCAAAUUUUUAGUAGUUUUUUUUUCUUUUCUUUUUUUUUUUGGUAUAUUUACGCGUUCGAAACCAUGUUCUUUAGGAUAUUUUGGAACCUUUUUAGUCUUACAUUAGUUUAGUGUGACCUGAAACAAGGCUAUGCUACCUGUAUACCCGGGUCACUAUGCGGCCUGGUAUGUUUGCAUGUUAGAUAGUUAUGACUUUGGUUUUAGAUACGCUAUUAUUGUUGUUGAUAUUAAUAUUGUUAUAAUUGUAUUAUUAUUAUUAUUAUUAUUAUUAUUAUUAUUAAUUACCAUUGUUAUUAUUAUGAUUAUGAUUAUAAUUACUAUUAUCAAUUACCAUUGUUAUUAUUAUUAUUAUUAUUAUUAUUAUUAUCAUCAUCAUCAUCAUUAUCAUUAUUAUCUUCAAUGAUGAUAUAGUAAUUUACUGUAUGAUCAUUAUGUUUUUUUUUAUAUUUAUUGCUCUUGGAGCUAUUGUUAUAACAACUUAUUUUAUUAUUAUUUCAAUUAUUGUAAUCGCAAUAGCUGCUAUUAUUAUUUCGGAUGCUGUAUGUCACAUUUUCAUGAUUUUCCAUUAUUGUUACCAGUAUUAUGAAUUAUCAUGAUUAUAUCAAGCCAUUUUUAGUCGCCAUGAUCGUGUCAUGAAAGAAAAAAAAUCUCGCUGUCUCGUAACAAGUUUUUUUUUUAGUUAUUGCUUCCUCAGAGGACGGAGUGACGUUGCCAUUAGUGUCAGAGCCUCACAAUCCUUAUCAUUAUGGGGCCGGCUGCGGGGCGGCUCCUGGCUGGGUCUCGGGGGAGUGGGGGGGGGGGCACCUACAGAGCCGAGAGGGAGAGUGGAAGGGAGAGGGUGAGCUUGACAGAAAGACGAACACCACUUGUAAACACCACAUCGCAUCAUACUAUGCCACACUACACCACACUACACCGUGCCGCCCAUGACAUACCACACACAACACCACACCGGAAAGAGAGAGAGAGAGAGUGAGUGCGUGAGUGAGUGAGUGAAAAGGAGACGAGAGUGAGAGAGAGACAGAGAGAGAGAGAGAGACAGAGACAGAGACACCAGCCCAGAGCCAACGCAACACCUCCCUCCCCCGUGACAGCUUCAAUGGGCCCGUCUUCCCCGCACCUUCGCUAGAUCUCACCAUAACGCCAGAUUCCCCGGGUCCUUUUUUGUAGCUGGUUCAAGCCAUAUGCAGUUUGAGCAGUUCAUUACGUUCCUAUGUUGCAACAGUUAACUAAUUAUUCAGUCGUCUCAUAUUUUUAUAGUGUCUAGACAAGCGGUCAGUUACUCGUUCGUAGGUGCGAUGGCGUACCGCUUUUUGAUUUCAGUUUUGUGAACAUUUUAGUGAUCGUCUUUUCAGUUCAAGUUCAUUGUUCGGUUCCUAAAGAAAGUACAUGAUUUUACUCACGCUUCCUGGAUAUAUCCCAGUGUACACGCAGAACGCACACGCACUGACCAUACUUUGAAGCCGUUUUAGUGCGAAUGUUCAUCGACCAAACAGGUUGAAAAAUAAAGCUUCGAGUUUAUGACCGUAUAUAUCUCUUUUUAAGGGCUUGGGAAACUUGAUAUAUUGGAUAACGAACUAGUGUCCAUGUAGCAAGGGGAGAAGUCUUGAAGCCCUGUGUUUUGAAGCCUCGCUUAGUAUAUAAUUACGUUCCCGUAUGCUUAUUUCACCUGUUGGUUCGAUCGUGGCGAGAAAUACGCCCACAGCGUCAUCAAAGACGAAAAAAGAAUAGUAAUGAUUUUUUUGGAAAUCCACUAGACAUUCAGGAUAAUAUAUCCUCGGAUAAAACGCUUUAUCCAAGAACGUUUCCAGUAGCGUUCCUUGGGGACGUUAACCAAAGUCGGACAUAGAUCUCAGCAGCUAGCGACGCUGUCAACCCUUCUGUUGUGUUCUACCUCACGAUCCUAAAAAAACAAACAAAGAGGAAAUAUUUUGUCAGGACUUCAGCAUGGCAGCCAUCCCGCCAUGCCCACACGUUGUACUACGGCAAAGGUUAACAGUUCCUAAGGUUAGGGCAUGUUCCAGGAGGUUUACCCCGUGUAUUCCUGUCUUAGUUUUAAAAAUGUAGUUCGUGCUUACAGAUUACGUACUCUGUUUAGAGAUUAUUGCAUUAAAAAGGCAGAGUCGCUUUUUGUUUGUAUUUUUUUUUCUUACUGAUAGUUUUUUUGGGCGGGUCUUGUAGGCGGUUAGUCGAGAGCCUGUUUUUUAAAAUACAUCUAAUUUCUAUUUAUUUUGUAAUGUUUAGUAGUGGCUGCGAGGUGAGGGAUUGCGUGUGGGUAAAUACACCUAUGUUGCUAUUUGUUAAACGACCCUGUAUGUUUUUUUGUUUGUUUUACGAUUUAUGUAAUUUAUGCAUAAAAAAACUUGUUAUUAUUCGUUGUUUUUGGGUCAACAUCCUAUUUAUCUCGCCUCGUUUUUGUUUUUUGCUUCCUUUCGACUUCGUUAGAGUGCUAGGAAAGGUGUUAUUUCAUUUCGUAGGAGCUGUUUGCGCCGUUUCUCGGAACGGAAGGCUUGCUCGUGGAACUCAAAGUUGAGCGAAGGCCUACAAAAUCACUGGUAGGCCUACAUGCGCCCUCUGGCGUUUGCCUCAGUCCAGCCCACCCUUAGCUGCUUCAUAGUAUUUUUGUAUUACUUAGCUUUUUAUUUUUGUCUUGUAUCGUAAAUAGUUUAUUUACCAUUUUAGUUAUUUUUCUAGAACUGGGCUGUCAUGGAUGCCUGAAAAAAAACAUGUAUUCACAUUUAAUAGUUAAAAGAAUAAGCAGGUGCGGAAUAUUUUACGUAAUAAAGAAUGAAAAAGGUG